AGCGGUGUAUAAAAAUAAAUGUUUGGCAAACUUACCUUUCAGUAGUAGAAUUUAGUUAAUACCUAUAGUGUUUAGUUAAAAAAUUUUAGUAAAAUGUCUCAACCUGCUGUCAUACCUGGUGGUCUUCGUCCAGGACUGACCAUAAGAAUUAGAGGAAUUGCCCAGCCUACUGGUGACAGAUUCAUUGCAGAUUUGCAGACAGGACCUGACCCAUCGCCUAAAAAUAUUCCUUUCCAUAUUUCAGUUAGACUAAAUCAAGGUUAUGUUGCUAGAAACACCUUGAAACGUGGGAAAUGGGACUCAGAAAUUGGAGACGGUAGCCUUCCUAUUAACAAAGGACAACCUUUUGACAUCAGUAUCACGGUAGAACCUCACCGAUAUAUUGUUCACAUAAACGGUCAGAAUUUCUGCGAGUACCCCCAUAGGUUACCUUUUGAUCAAGUGUCACACAUUAAUGUUCAUGGUGACUGUUCACUCCAAGGUGUCAGUUUUGAAACUCGUGGUCAAGUUGGAGUAACAACUAGAACUACCACUGUUCGAACUCAGCACUUCAGUAGUAGCAGUAGUGGGGCCUCAUUAUAUAGAAGUACACAAUAAUCCUAUACUUAAAUCACUCAAAUAAUGUACAACAUUUGUAUAUCUUUUGUAAUAAAAUUACAAUGUUAUUACCUUAAAC
Molecule: messenger RNA, 676 nt
Organism: Sitophilus oryzae (rice weevil)
Lineage: Eukaryota; Metazoa; Arthropoda; Insecta; Coleoptera; Curculionidae
Product: galectin-4-like
Exons: 6
Coding region: 94-597 (167 amino acids)
Molecular function (GO): galactoside binding; carbohydrate binding
Source: RefSeq, a predicted model, not a curated record